This is a messenger RNA of Trichoderma atroviride IMI 206040, 1349 nucleotides long. The record is from RefSeq and is a predicted model, not a curated record. NCBI's taxonomy places the organism in Eukaryota, Fungi, Ascomycota, Sordariomycetes, Hypocreales, Hypocreaceae.
AUGGCUGAUCUGAUCGACCCGACAAUGAAGGGCAACUAUCCCGUGAUUCUGGGCGUUGGGCUGCUGGGCAAGCCGUCCAACGAGAUCUUUACUGGCAUUCGCUAUAACCACAAGCCUGCCUUUCCGCAAUCCGACGCACGCCUGAAGCCUUCUAUCCCCGGCAAGACGAGCUCGUACGACUUGAAUUUCUCCAACUCGGAAGGAACAGUUGGAUUUGCCGGAACGCGCUCCACCGACGACGGCGACUAUGUGCUCUACUUUGAUCCCGAGCGCAAGGCCUUUGUCCUCGACAAGGUUGACUCGACCUUUAACAUGAAUCUCACGCGCACUCCUGCAAACAGCAACCCCGACGAUCUGCGCCGGCGACACCCUCACUUGGGAAGUGGCCCGUCGCAAAAGGCGGGAGACCAGAAGAGCGCUUCAAGCAAGGACAAGUUGAACGGCGUCGAGAGAAAGAUUCACGAGAUGAAGAAUAUGGAAAAGAGGCUUGCAGCGAGCAAGUUUGACAAGAAGCCGCUGCCCAAAAAGAUUGAGCUUGCACUGCCUGUGCCAGAACCACCCAAGCCGCAAGAGUCUCGCAAGAAGAGAGACCAUGAGGACGACGAAGAGGAGGAUGACGACGACGACGAUCUUCUCAUCGAAUAUCCGGGCGCAGAAGCUCCCUCCCGGCCGGCUCACCAUUUCUCCCCCGCGUUUCCCAUUGCCCGUCGCUUCGAUGACUUUAUGGAUCAGCGUGAGUCCGAAGUGGAGGAAGACGACGAGGCCAUGGACGAGGAUACCGAGGCGGCAUUCAAGCUGCCCAGCCCGGUGAAGAAUGGCAGCCAAGCUCAAUCGGAACCCAUGGAUGUUGACGAAGAGGAAGAGGAUGAGGCCGAAGAGGGUCAAGAGGCUGGCGAGGCUGGCGAGGCAGAAGGUGCCGCUGAUUUCGAAUACGAUCUGGAACAAGAGCUGGAGAAUGCUUUUGAUCAACUGGAUAACAACGACCAGGACAACGGCAACAACAGCAACAACAGCAACAGCGGCUACUACUAUAACAACAACAACGAUGACGAUGAAAGCGAGAUUAGCGAAGAAGACUAGAGAAAUCUCUGAUAGGCCAACUGUUUAUUUUGGGCUGCGAUUCUAUUGUCACCUUUAUACGGAAGACGAAAAAGGGGAAUUCGAUUGAAUUUAUGAGUGUGUGAUAUUCAUGUUGCACUUCGACUGGGAGUUUGAUGCCUUGAUAUAGGUUUUUUUAAUGCGUCGGAAUAAUAAGCCAACUGCGCUUGAUACCACCAGCGAGAGAUGAUUUCUUUUUUUUUUCUCUUCUUCUUUCUCUCUCUUUGUUAUUCAACACUGUUCUUUUGUAG